Molecule: messenger RNA, 732 nt
Organism: Fusarium poae
Lineage: Eukaryota; Fungi; Ascomycota; Sordariomycetes; Hypocreales; Nectriaceae
Exons: 4
Coding region: 1-732 (243 amino acids)
Biological process (GO): peptidyl-proline hydroxylation to 4-hydroxy-L-proline
Cellular component (GO): endoplasmic reticulum
Molecular function (GO): iron ion binding; L-ascorbic acid binding; procollagen-proline 4-dioxygenase activity
Source: RefSeq, a predicted model, not a curated record
AUGCCAAAGCCAAAAAACAAGGCUUCCAAGCCUGGUAAAGUGGAAGCCUCAGCAUCGCCACCACAGACUCCUCCAUCAUGGCCAGCUUUCAAGCCUCCUCUGCCUGUAGUCGACCUUGCCCCUGAGCCCCAUCCUUUGACAUCAAAGGUGGUUCUUAUACCUUCGUUCUUUCCACGAUCUCUUUGUCGCGACUACGUUGCUUUCCUCAAAACCCUGCCUCUUCAAACAACACCUGGUCGGCCCAAGCGGGGCGAGGCAGUGAGGGUUAAUGAUCGUUUCCAGGUUGAUAGUCAAGACUUUGCUACCCGAUUAUGGGAGCAAACUGGAUUGAAAGAGGCCUUAUCACAGGGAGAUAUCGAAGAAAUGUGGGGUGGUGAGCCAGUCGGAUUAUCCCCCAACAUUCGUAUAUAUCGCUAUUCCAAAGGGCAAUUCUUUGACUGUCAUUACGACGACUCUAAUAACCUUACUCUACCGCUAGAUCCCCCAAUGCCAGUGAAAACCACAUGGACCCUUUUACUCUACCUUACAUCUACUGCCGAGGGGUGUAUUGGGGGCGAGACAGUGUUUUAUCCAAGGGAUCGCAGGUCGCAACGAGAUGAGAUCGCAGUCCCUCUUGACACCGGCAUGCUUCUUCUGCACAAGCAUGGCGAUGACUGUCUUCUUCAUGAAGGGCGAGAAGUCACUGCAGGCGAGAAAUGGGUCAUCAGGACUGAUCUUUGUAUAAAGCGAUGA